AUGCAUGACCACACCGGCUACUCCACCCUCCCGUUCUUCUCUUUCUUUCCAUCAAAUGAGCGCUGCCUUCCAGCAUUGCACGAAUCACGAAUUCUCAUCCGUGCAAAAUCAUUCAGUCAUCACUACUAUACAACAAGACAGCAGCAACAACAACAGCAACAACAGCAGCAGCAGCAACAGCAACAGCAACAGCAGCAACAGCAGCAGCAACAACAACAACAACAACAGCAACAACAACAACAACAGCAGCAACAGCAACAACAACAACAACAGCAGCAACAGCAACAGCAACAGCAGCAACAGCAACAGCAGCAACAGCAGCAACAGCAACAGCAGCAACAGCAGCAACAGCAACAGCAGCAACAGCAGCAACAGCAACAGCAGCAACAGCAACAACAGCAACAGCAACAACAGCAACAGCAACAACAGCAACAGCAACAACGACAGCAACAACAACAACAGCAACAACUCACCAUCCCAUUCAUCAACCAU
Messenger RNA from Mesorhabditis belari, 492 nucleotides. The record is from the annotation of a GenBank genome assembly. NCBI's taxonomy places the organism in Eukaryota, Metazoa, Nematoda, Chromadorea, Rhabditida, Rhabditidae.